Molecule: messenger RNA, 804 nt
Organism: Lepisosteus oculatus (spotted gar)
Lineage: Eukaryota; Metazoa; Chordata; Actinopteri; Semionotiformes; Lepisosteidae
Source: RefSeq, a predicted model, not a curated record
AUGAGCUCCUCGGUCAGACAGAACUUCAAUUUUACUGAAAAUUCAAAUAUACACUUCUGUUUUGAAUCCAUUAGUGGCUCCUGUAGAAGGGUAACCAAACCAGUUACCUUACGGUUUGUACUGUACUUUAUUAUGGUGAUAAUUAUACUGGCCACAGUGUGUGGAAACUUUGUGGUUAUAAUUUCAAUUGCAUACUUCAAACAGCUCCAUACCAAUACAAAUUACUUGAUUCUCUCACUGGCAGUUUGCGACUUUCUGUUGGGAGUGAUCACCAUGCCUAACACAAUGGUUUAUGCUGUUGAAGGUUGCUGGUACCUGGGAAGUUUGUUUUACCGUUACUUUGCUGUGUGUAACCCUCUGAGUUACAGAACCAAAAUCACGUCUGGUGUCAUACUUCUGAUGAUCAUAAUCAGUUGGGUAGUUUCGGGGUUAUUUGGCUUUACAAUGGUUUUCCUGAAGCUGAAUAUAAAAGGGAUAGAGGAUUUUUAUCACAGAUAUAUUGACUGUGUAGGGGGUUGUUUUAUGUUUUUCAGUAAAUUCUCUGGACCUCUGUCCACUUUGUUCUCAUAUUUUAUUCCUGCAUUUAUCAUGCUGGGAAUUUACUUUAAAAUAUAUUUAGUAGCCAGACAUCAGGCCAGGUCUAUCAAAGAUAUAACACAACAAAUUCAAGAUUCUAAAGAGAACAAGUUCUUGGGGUUUCCACCCCUGCCGCUCCUGCCCUGCCAGUUCAUCCCUCACUGCGCGGGCUCGAACCCGGGUCUCCAGCGUCACGCAACAGGGAACUUGCCGGCUGUGCUAAAGUAG